Molecule: messenger RNA, 963 nt
Organism: Penicillium coprophilum
Lineage: Eukaryota; Fungi; Ascomycota; Eurotiomycetes; Eurotiales; Aspergillaceae
Gene: mrsA
Product: putative mitochondrial carrier protein
Exons: 8
Coding region: 43-963 (306 amino acids)
Biological process (GO): iron import into the mitochondrion
Cellular component (GO): mitochondrial membrane
Molecular function (GO): ferrous iron transmembrane transporter activity
Source: RefSeq, a predicted model, not a curated record
UCUUCAUCUGCUACAGCUGCGCCUUGAGCUAGCGGAAGCUCCAUGGCGGCUUCCGAUCAGAUCUCCGGGCAGGAAUUCGACUAUGAAGCCCUUCCUUCCAACUAUGGCCUUGGCCGGAAUAUGCUAGCUGGUGCUUUCGCGGGGAUAGCGGAACAUUCGGUGAUGUACCCUGUUGACUUGCUCAAGACUCGCAUGCAAAUCUUGACCCCUUCAGCUGGCGGUCUUUACACGGGAUUGACCAACGCGGUCUCUACAAUCUAUCGAGUCGAGGGCUGGCGGACACUAUGGAAGGGAGUUUCGAGUGUGAUUGUCGGCGCAGGUCCCGCACACGCUGUUUACUUCGGUACAUAUGAGAUCGUUAAGGAUAUGGCUGGCGGUAAUGUCGAUGAUGGACAUCACCCCUUGGCUGCCGCUAUGAGUGGAGCGGCCGCUACCAUUGCCAGUGAUGCGCUGAUGAACCCAUUCGAUGUUAUGAAGCAGCGUAUGCAGGUUCACGGCUCAGUCCACAAGACCCUGGCGCAAUGUGCCAAGACUGUCUACCGCACCGAAGGUCUCCAGGCCUUCUAUGUCUCCUACCCUACCACACUUUGCAUGACCGUGCCCUUCACGGCCACUCAAUUCGUUGCCUACGAAUCGAUCUCGAAGGUCAUGAACCCCAAGGGUGAUUACGACCCAUUCACCCACUGCAUCGCAGGUGGCCUGGCCGGUGCCUUCGCAGCUGGUAUUACCACUCCCCUUGACGUCGUAAAGACGCUCCUCCAGACCCGUGGCCUCGCAGAGAGCGAGGAGGUGCGAUCUGCUAAGGGUCUAUUUAACGCCGCUGCCAUCAUCAAGCGCCGGUUUGGCUGGUCUGGCUUCCUGCGUGGCAUGCGCCCUCGUAUCAUUUCCACUAUGCCGAGCACUGCAAUUUGCUGGACAUCCUAUGAGAUGGCUAAGGCAUACUUCAAGAAGCACCUCGACUAA